Heterostelium album PN500 is the source of this 1683-nucleotide messenger RNA. It is a transcript of the gene purF, whose product is annotated as amidophosphoribosyltransferase. The transcript is spliced from 2 exons. Gene Ontology annotation, molecular function: amidophosphoribosyltransferase activity. Bases 1 to 1683 code for a protein of 560 amino acids. Gene Ontology annotation, cellular component: cytoplasm. Gene Ontology annotation, biological process: purine nucleobase biosynthetic process; purine nucleotide biosynthetic process. The record is from RefSeq and is a predicted model, not a curated record. Lineage: Eukaryota; Evosea; Eumycetozoa; Acytosteliales; Acytosteliaceae.
AUGGCAAAAGAUGAUAUGGAAUUAUAUUUGAAUGGUGAAAACGAAAAUGUUUGUUUUGACGAAGACGAAAUGGACGAGCCAAAAGAAAAAUGUGGUGUUUUUGGUAUUUUCGCACCAGAGUUGGACGUUUCGCGUAUAACAUUCUUUGCUAUGGUUGCUCUGCAACAUCGUGGUCAAGAGAGUUGUGGUAUUGCUACAUAUGACUCUAACUACUCAGUGCACGUCGAGACUGGAAUGGGUUUGGUCAACCAGGUGUUCACAGAGACCAACUUGAAGCCACUCAAGGGACGUAUGGCCGUCGGUCACACCCGUUACUCGACCGCCGGAAAAUCGACAAUCAACAACGCACAGCCCGUCAUCGUCCAGACAUUGCACGGACAGGUCGGUAUCGUACAGAACGGAAACUUGACUACCGCUCGUUCACUGCGUAACGAGUUGUUGCAAGCCGGUGUCGGAUUCUUCAAGGAUUCCGACGUCGAGAUCAUCACACAGCUGCUCGCCGCCAAUCCACCAGGCGUUCAACAGCCAGACUCUGGAAAUGGCAGCGGUGCUAACAAAGCAAAUUGGGAGAGUAGAAUCAGCUAUUUCAUGAGCAAGGCAGAGGGUGCCUAUUCGCUCUGUUUGAUGACACCGAACGCGCUCUACGGUGUUCGUGACUACUUGGGAUUGCGUCCACUUUGUAUUGGUGCCAUCGACGUGCCAAGCAAGGACGACCCCAACGUCACCAUUCCACGUUAUGUGAUCGCGUCAGAGUCGUGCGCCAUCAACACCAUCGGUGGUAGAUACAUCCGUGAGGUGCGUCCAGGAGAAAUCAUCAAGAUCGACGAGAACGGUAUGGAUUCCUUCAUGGGUCGUAAGCCAGCUGACGUCUCAGCACACUGUGUAUUCGAAUAUGUGUAUUUCGCACGUCCAGAUUCACUGUUGGAAGAUCAAUUGAUCCACUCCGUUCGUCAGAGAAUGGGAGAGCAAUUGGCACGUGAAUCACCACCACCAACUCCCAACUCACCACAAGACAUUGAAACCAUCGUCAUCGGUGUGCCAGACUCCUCACUUCCAGCGGCCAUUGGUUACGCAAAACAAUCGGGACUGGCAUACAGCGAGGGUCUAACCAAGAAUCGUUAUAUCCACCGUACAUUCAUUCAGCCAACUGACCAUCUUCGUCAGCAAGGUAUCAAACUUAAAUUCAACCCACUCACAGAAAAUAUCAAAGGAAAGCGUAUCGUAUUGAUUGACGAUUCAAUCGUUCGUGGAAAUACUAUAAAGGCAUUGAUUAAAUUGAUAAGAAGUGCAGGUGCAGUUGAAAUUCAUGUUAGAAUUUCUUCACCACCAGUUUUACAUCCAUGUUAUAUGGGUAUCGAUAUGGCUACACACGAACAACUCAUUGGAUAUAAUAAAUCAUUGAAGGAGGUUUGUGAUUAUAUAGGUGCUGAAUCACUGCAGUAUUUGACAUACGAAGGUAUGAUGAAGGCUGUCCAAGCCGGAAAGAAAAAGACACAAUCAGCACCAAUCACCAUCCAAACCGAACAACCAUCAGAACCCUCACAACCAAUCACAUCACCAACACUUUCCGCCGACACUAAUCAAUCAAUGCAAACAUGUCUGAAUGGUACCAUCAAAAAGUCCACAGACGGUUAUUGUUCCGCCUGUUUCACUGCCGACUAUCCAUUGGCCGUCGACUUUUAA